GGAGGAGGAGGAGGAGAUGCGGCGCGGGACCGCAGUGCUGGUCGGGAUCGGCAGAGCCGGGACCGCCACAGCAGCCGCCGCAGUGCUGCCGCGGAGGAGGGUCCGGACCGUGAUGCCGCAGCUGCUGCUGCUGCGGGUGCGGGUGCUGCUGACGGGGGCAGCAAGCGGCGACGGGUGGAGGGCGGCAAGUCGGAGGGCGGCGCCAGUCCGGGUCAAGGCACCGCGGGGGGCAGCAUCCGGGGUGUUGGCGGCAGCACACCGGACGUGCGCAGGGCUGCUGGCGAUACGGACAUGGAGUACGACGAGCGGGGCGGCUUCGCGCUGCCGCCAGCACCCA
Molecule: messenger RNA, 337 nt
Organism: Astrephomene gubernaculifera
Lineage: Eukaryota; Viridiplantae; Chlorophyta; Chlorophyceae; Chlamydomonadales; Astrephomenaceae
Source: the annotation of a GenBank genome assembly